Molecule: messenger RNA, 1088 nt
Organism: Drosophila subpulchrella
Lineage: Eukaryota; Metazoa; Arthropoda; Insecta; Diptera; Drosophilidae
Exons: 3
Coding region: 536-739 (67 amino acids)
Source: RefSeq, a predicted model, not a curated record
CAGUAAUGAGUUGAUUGCGGCUUGCAACAGAAUGGAAUCAAUUGAGUACGAUAAAGAAUUAAAACUUCAGGAUGAAUUCCAAGAGAUUCCUCCUCCUCCGCCUCUUCCACCGCAGCCCCAAGUAUAUCAGUCCAUUGCAAAGCGAAAUCAAUUUAUGGAUCGUAAGGAUUGUUAUGAGUGUCAACAAAAAAUCGCUCAGAGUACGAUGACUUGCGAAGACUACCAAAUUUGGAAACGAGGUAGAGGGUGUGUCGUGAGAUAUUGCGAAACUUGUGCAUUAAAACUAUAUUAAACUAAAGUCUAGCCUAAAACUCGAAAUAAAAAAAUAUAUUUCUGAUUAAAAUGUUCGCAAGAAAGAGAUUCUGAUCCGCCCGAUUUCGUACUAUCUCAGUAGUACCUCUUUUAAACAUUAUUAAUAUUGCGUGGAGGGGAAGGGAGUUCAAUAAGUCAUAUAAUUACAAUAUCAACAUGCAGCCGGCGGCCAGAUUACAUUGCUCUGAAAUAAGAACAGUCGGUUCUUGCAGUACGAACAGAAAUGUCGGAUGAUUUGAGCUGUCCCAACUGCGAUUCGAAGUCCAUAAUCAGGAAAAGAUACUUGGCCAUACCACGAAUGAAAAAGUUUAAGAUGGAUUUCUGCGCUUUAUGCUGCGGACGGCGAUACUGUGGAGUUGGAAUUUAUAAAACCGUUUUCAAAUGUCGAUCCUGUGGCUGGAAGGGCAAUCCCAACCCUUCACACUGAGAUGCGCGCGUCAUAGAUGAAAAACAGGUCGCGACAUAAUGUUAAAAUUAAUAUGUAGUCAGCUUUUGUAUUUUCCGUUUUCCACUAAAAAGCUGUUUAAGUAUAAAAAAAAUAGCCAGCAAUUGAAAAGCUCUGAGAAAACAAAUUAUAUAUCAAACAAAACCACCUCUUUAAAAGGUAAAAAUCUAGUGACGAUCGCACUUCCAUUCGCCCACCGUCAGCAAAAUAUUUAAACUAUAAAAUUAAAAAAAUUCGUUUGGCAUAUCUUAAAUGCCUUAAAAUCGUACCAUCCUAUUGUACAAUGUUCAUAUUUACAGAUUCUGAAAUAUAUGUAUGAUUUUAAAUGCAA